Molecule: messenger RNA, 1156 nt
Organism: Babjeviella inositovora NRRL Y-12698
Lineage: Eukaryota; Fungi; Ascomycota; Pichiomycetes; Serinales
Exons: 1
Coding region: 205-738 (177 amino acids)
Source: RefSeq, a predicted model, not a curated record
AAAAACAGAAAAGCAAUUUAAGGUUAUUGGCUAAAUUAUUUAUUUAGCAACUGAGAAAAUGAACAGGGCUGGGAUUACUGUGGCUUUGAAUCGGAGUCAGACAGAGGCGCCACCCUGCAUCCACUGCGCGGCUUCCAACAUGAACCGAUGGAAAUGUAUGGUUAAAAACUCGCCUCUUUGUCGAUUUAGGAUACACGAUCCUGAAUGCCAACCCAACUUACUAUUCCCGCUGAAAACAGUCUUGUACUAAUCCGGACCGAGGGUAACAGCUGCUCGGAGCCUAUCCGCUAUGCAUUGAACCUCGCCAAACAUAUGUGGCAAACCGGCAGUCAGACGGAGAUCUUAUACGUUAGCACCACAGGAUCCAACGAUCUUAUUAAUAUCGCAAUCUGCGAAGAAUCCGACUUUGUGGAUCAGAUCCGGGUUACGAAAUUGUUCAAGCUCGAGGAUAUAGUAUCGUUGGUUGACGAGCUAGAUGCCGCACCUCGCAUCGGCAAACACGUUUUGAUAGUGGAAAACAUUUCUCAGCUUAUAUUCUCGUCCCACUCAGUCGCUGGUGCAAAGGUUUACAACAAGACUCAGGGACUAAGCAGGGAGGUCUCCCGGGCCAUGCUUAAGUUGCGGAUGUUGCAUUACGCGUACAAGGUUUUACUCGACUGCGAGACCAACUCGGUGGAAGAUGCCAAUCACAACUUGCACUUUCUCAGCUACUUUUGUGAUGAGGUUAUUACAUGCUAGGAAUUUUGGAGCCCAUUCCACGGAUCUGAGAGGUAUAUAGACCGGUCUUGAACCUUUUUCUGGAUCUAUUGGAAAGGGAUAUGUGAGAUAAGCAUACGCCACAAGUUCCCAUCAGAGAUGUUUCGGGUCAAAGCUUUAUCGUAUUUGAGAUUUCCGUCAACAUCAAACUUUCAGUGGAUUAUUGAGUGUGUCUUGUAAUCCAUUACCUUUCUUUCAGGGAGAGACAAAUGCUUACCGUUUUCCAUGUGUGAAUAGGAAAUGACCUGAGAUCCAACAGCUCCAUGAUUGCGUGCUAGUUCAAUCCAUAUAGCAUACGAAGCACAGGCGUUGCCUAUAGCUAUAUACCCCGCUGCUACAUGAUGCUAUCCACCUCGUAACAAUCGUUAAUAUAAUAUAAACAGUACAAGACCUAACACUG